ACCCCGAAGCCCGCGGCAGGAGCGACGCCGAGCCUGGAUGUUGGCGAGCUGCGCUCCCUCGCCUGCGACGCUCUCCUUCAGGAGAGCUUCUACCAGAAUAAGAAGCGGCCGUUGCUGUACCGCGAUCAGGAUCAUACGCCCGGCCCGUUCCUAACGCAGCUCGUGUCCACUCUCGCUGCCUUCCUGUCCUGUCGCAAUCCGCUGCUGGCUGCCUCGUCCCUUGAUCUCAACCCUGAAGUUAACUAUUACUGGCAUCAUGGUGAGGAAGUUGUUGAUCGUGGAUACAGAAAGGGUAGAGUUGACCCUGUGAGAUUUCAGAUAGAUGAUAACCCACAUCUCCAGAUACGUGUACCAAAGCAGCUUCCAGAGGUUGUACCGCUAGAGGCAAAUCUUGGAGAUGUUCCUGUUAUUGAUCACAAACCAUCCAAACUGCCAUUGUUCAAAAGGCAAUAUGAAAACAAGGUGUUCAUAGGAUCAAAGGUAGCAGAUCCGUGCUGUUAUGGACAUACCCAGUUUCAUCUUAUUCCUGAUAAACUAAAACGGGAGAGAUUUAUAAAAGCACAUCUUGAGGAUCAGAUUGAAGUUGUUUAUCGGGCUAAUGGUAUUGCAAGUCUCUUUGCCUGGACAGCAGCACAGGCAAUGUAUCAAGGAUUCUGGAGUGAAGCAGAUGUGACGCGUCCUUUUGUAUCUCAGGCUGUAGUGACUGAUGGAAAAUACUUUGCUUUCUUUUGUUACCAGCUAAAUACUUUAGCACUAACUGUAGAAACUAUUGAAAAUAACCCUCGGAAAAAUAUCUGUUGGGGUACAGAAAGUAAGCCAUUGUAUGAUGUUGUGGAAGAUGGUAGUGUGAAAGGCUUUAAUGAUGAAGUUCUGCUUCAGUUGGUCCGUUUUCUGUUGAACAGACCAAAAGAGUUGUAAAUCAUUCAACAGGUAUUCCUGUUUGUGUCUGAACUUCAGUGUAACUCCAUGAAUUAUGGACUAGAAUAUGUUUUAGU
Messenger RNA from Nestor notabilis (Kea), 995 nucleotides. RefSeq names its product mitochondrial ribosomal protein S30 (gene MRPS30). Gene Ontology annotation, biological process: translation. The transcript is spliced from 5 exons. Gene Ontology annotation, molecular function: structural constituent of ribosome. Gene Ontology annotation, cellular component: mitochondrial large ribosomal subunit; ribosome; mitochondrion. The record is from RefSeq and is a predicted model, not a curated record. Lineage: Eukaryota; Metazoa; Chordata; Aves; Psittaciformes; Psittacidae. The annotation marks the transcript as partial.